UCGAGCUGAGCCAAGCCGGGUGGAUUGAGCUUGCCAGUACGCGAUCCGCAACUUGCUGAGCUCAGUCGAGAAACGGAGCUUGCAAGCGACACUUGUGGCAAGCGGAGAUGUUUAGCCGAUUCGAUUAGAUCGAGCGUGAGAGCCCGUCCAAAGAAAAGCCUUUAAAGCUACUCUUCAAAAUCGGCGAAAAGCUAAGAAAAAACACCACAGCAAGUCACAAAAAAAUUGCAACACAAAAAGUGCGCGUGCGCAACACGAUAAGUUAGAAGAUAGGCGAAAAAGCACCCGAUUUACACGAACCUCAGGCAACACAAUAUGGCGGCCGUUGAAGUAAGGAACGGCUACAAGUACUAUGGCUCCAAAUCGAACCCCAAGAUUGUGCUCAACCAGCUGAAUAUGAACGUGAUGCGUGGAUCCAUAUACGGAUUACUGGGCGCCUCCGGCUGCGGCAAGACCACCCUGCUCUCGUGCAUCGUCGGCCAGAGGAGACUCAACGGCGGAGAGGUGGCCGUACUGGGCGUCAAGCCAGGCGAACCGGGCAGCGGGGUACCGGGCUCCCGCGUGGGAUUCAUGCCCCAGGAGAUCGCCCUGGUGGAGGAGAUGACCGUCAAGGAGACCAUCUUCUACUUCGGGCGCAUCUACGGCCUGACAGACGAACGCAUCCGGGAGAAGUUCAAGUUGCUCAAGGAGCUGCUGCAGCUGCCGCCGGCCAGGCAGAUGAUCAAGCAGUGCAGCGGGGGUCAGCAGCGACGGCUGUCCUUUGCCUGCGCCAUGAUCCACGAUCCGGAGCUCCUCAUCCUGGACGAACCCACUGUGGGAUUGGAUCCCAUGCUGCGUGAAAAAAUCUGGGAUUUUCUCGUCGAGACCACGAGAAAUAGCAAAUUGGCUGUGAUUAUUACCACCCAUUAUAUAGAGGAAGCCAAACAGGCAAAUUGCAUUGGUCUCAUGCGCAAUGGCGUGCUUCUGGCGGAAGAUACGCCCACCAACAUCAUGAUCAAGUUCGGAACUCAGUCGAUCGAGGAUGCCUUCCUCAUUCUGAGCCAGCGGCAGGGCAACGAAGACGAGUUGAACCAAAUCAUGAACCACAACAAGAACCAGGCUUUGCCUGCAGCUGUACUUCCCCCAGAGGUCAUAGACACCCACGAGGUGAGCACGCCAGAAAAACAGCCCAUCCCUUUCGAGGAGCCUCCGAACGAGAACCGCAAAAAGAUUUUCUUCACCACCAAGGGCAGGGUUAAGGCCCUGAUGACCAAAAACUUUGUGCAGCUUUUCAGACAGCCUUCAGGAAUUAUUUUCAUGCUACUGUUCCCCAUCAUACAACUGACGUGCUUUUAUCUGGCCAUUGGAAAGACUCCUACGAAUUUGGAGAUAGGAGUCUACUCUGGCGAAGUGGAGAGCUACGGUGAAUGCUUUGACGACAAUCUGGUCACAGUGUUCAAGGACAACGACAGCUGCCUGUUCAAUAAGCUAUCCUGCAGAUACAUCCGCGAACUGGGCGACGAUGUGGCCACGCGGAAGUACUAUUCCAGUGAGGCUGAUGCCCUGAGCGAUGCAAAGCGGGCCACAACCGUGGGCUACCUGCAUUUUGCCCAGAACUUCAGCGAAUCGAUUCUCUCGGUGAUGGAGGAUGGGAUCCACACCAAUGACGGAGCCGUGGAUCACGCCGAACUAAGUAUCCACAUCGAUAUGACAGAUCAACAAGUGGCGUACUUCAUGCAGCGAAAACUUCGUGACAAGUUCAGCUCCUUCAUGCGGAGUGUGGUCAAGGAUUGCAAUGUUUCCACGGCUAUUGUCGAUCUGCCCGUCCAGUUCCAAGAACCGAUCUUCGGCACCGCAGACAUCGAGUUCCAGCAGUAUUGUGCCCCGGGUGUGGUCAUGACCAUGGUAUUUUUCCUGGCCACCUUGAUGACGGCUGCAGUGUUCAUUUCGGAGCGUAUGGAUGGCAUCUGGGACCGAACUCUCUUGGCAGGUGUCUCGGCUACCGAAAUGCUAUGGGCCCAUCUCCUAACGCAGCUCAUCAUCAUGGCCCUGCAAUCAUUCGAGGUUAUCAUGUACAUUGGCCUGGUCUUCGAUACCUACAACAAUGGGGAUACCACAACACUCAUUGGAUUGUUAACGCUGACAGCUUUCUGUGGCAUGUUGUUUGGUCUCUUCAUAUCUGUCUUUUGCAAAUCGCAUACUGAGGCAAACUUUGUGGCCACUGGCGCAUUUUAUCCCAUGAUUAUACUUUGCGGACUUCUGUGGCCCCUUGAGAGCAUGCCGCAGUUUCUCCAGGACUUAGUAAUGGUGCUACCUUUCACCAUACCCUCCAUAUCGGCUCGCAACGUGAUAGAGAAGGGCUGGAGCAUCACCCACGAGAAGGUCUACAAUGGAUUUUUGGUGAUGGCCGGCUGGACGAUCAUUUUCUUCGUGCUAUGCCUAAUCGGAAUCAGGCGAAAGGCGUAAAGGCAGAUCUUGGGCUAUUCUUAAACAUUCGGGGGCCUUUCAUUUAGUUGUAACGUAAUAGCAUUUUUUGAUAGGUGAUCUUAUGUGCAUAUUGUUUUAAUUUAAUAAUUAUUGGAAGCAAAUCACUCGCAUGUUGUAGACUCUCAUCACAUAAUGAAACUCAUUCAUAUCAACGAAUCGCAACGCAUUCUUAGGCAGUCUUCAUCUAACGGGCUGGACUGUUUGAAAUCAGCAUAAGGUCUUAAGGGUUUCUCACAAAAAUAUUUAUAAAACACAGGACAACAUAUCGUACUCAUUAAAAACGGCAAAUUUCGUAUUCAAAAUGAUUGACAAAACUCAAUAAACCUUUUAGAAGACAUAUAUUUUUACCCACAUCUAGAAUGUAUUUUAAAAUGUUAAAGUAUGUAAAUCGAAAUUUCAAAUCAACCAAAAAUAAAAUCUUAAAUUAAAA
Messenger RNA from Drosophila gunungcola (fruit fly), 2896 nucleotides. RefSeq names its product ABC transporter G family member 20. Gene Ontology annotation, cellular component: membrane. NCBI's taxonomy places the organism in Eukaryota, Metazoa, Arthropoda, Insecta, Diptera, Drosophilidae. The coding region runs from base 316 to 2445 and encodes 709 amino acids. The record is from RefSeq and is a predicted model, not a curated record. Gene Ontology annotation, molecular function: ATP binding; ATP hydrolysis activity; ABC-type transporter activity. The transcript is spliced from 10 exons.